Molecule: messenger RNA, 1491 nt
Organism: Komagataella phaffii GS115
Lineage: Eukaryota; Fungi; Ascomycota; Pichiomycetes; Pichiales; Pichiaceae
Exons: 1
Coding region: 1-1491 (496 amino acids)
Biological process (GO): Golgi to plasma membrane transport; exocytosis
Cellular component (GO): plasma membrane; exocyst
Molecular function (GO): phosphatidylinositol-4,5-bisphosphate binding
Source: RefSeq, a predicted model, not a curated record
AUGGCUGCUGAUUCCAAAAACAUCAAUGCUCUGGCUAGGCAAUUCCAAACUGAUAAGAAAGAUGUCAUAAAGUACUGCUUCAGUCGGUUGGACAACGACCGUGUUGUCCACGAGACUUACAUACAUCAUCUCCGAGUUAUAGAGGACUCUCACCAUCAAAACAAAAGACCACCACACAACGGGAACACCGACCAUAAAAAGGCAAGAAUACUCAUGUUGGGAGUGAAACGGUCUGGUAGGGUUCGACUACACAAAGGUAGACAGAAUAAAGAUCGGUCCAUUCAAAUUGGACGAACUUGGGAUCUGGACGAAGUUAAGAAAAUUGAAAUUGACCCUUUGAUGGAUGGAGGGUUCAUACUUACUAUGGGGAAGCCUUAUUUUUGGCUCGGCACUAAUUAUCAAGAGACGGAAAUGUUUACCUUGACACUCUUACAAACUUAUCUCAAAUACACGGGUGGCAAGUUGCCGGAUGUGGUGAAUGUUCCAUUGGAAAAGAUUGGAAUACCUAUCCGUAAACAGUCAUUGCGAGGUCUAACUGGUGCUGCCAAUACUACAAACGGAGAACAAACUAACUUACCUCAACGAAAACAAAGUCUACCAACUUCGAACGUUCAUAAAGGCUCCUCGCCUCUCAAAGACCGCGGGUCCAAUCAUCAACAAGUUUUACCCUUAGUGCCGAAUGAAGUAAGCUCCCAUUCCUCUCCAGAAAAGAGGAAAGAUUCGGUUCCUUCUACUAGAGAUCCAUUCAUCAACAAUAGUAGUCCCACAAAGACUGCUACUGCGCCCUUAAUCACCCCUCAAGACGCCUCCCGUAGAGAACCUAUCGUUCCCCAUAUUAGCAUAACGCCUCCACCUCCCGAUUCAAAAGAUACUAAAGAUGCUUUGAAUAAAAUAGAGUUUAAGCCACACUCAAGACGCAGUUCAGCUGUAGCUGAUGAGAUGGAUAACACCGUAGAGAACGAUGACGAUUUUAAUGAUUUGUACAAUGAUUAUGGUGAUGAGCCAGCAAGGAAAAAUUCGAACACAGAUGAAAAUCACUUGUCAAGAACAGUUCCGGAUUUAGCCAACAGUUUUAAAGAACUAGAAUUCGAUGAGGAGAACGACAAAUACUUCCCAGACACUUAUGAUAAAGAAGCAUUACCAGAUGAGAAUCACAAUUCCAUCACAGAUAUCGAAUGGACAGAAAAUGAUAAUGCCAAGUCUCUUGAACAGAAACUUCUGAAGAAAAUCCAUACAAUUGAAUUAUCCAAAACACAGUUUCUCAUUGAUAACACUGGGGAUAUGACGCUUGUGAAUGAAUUGAUACAAAAAUCUAUCAAACAAUGUCAGUUCAUCAAUCCUUUAUUAUCAUUUUUCAGCAUGGAAUUGUCUACCGUCCAGGAUGAUGUUGAACAUAUUGAGCAACGUGCUAAAGGGAUUCAUGUCGAAACACAAAAUAAGAAAAGACUUUGGAAGGAAAUAAGGGCUCAACUUGAUCAAAACAGUUUCUAA